This is a messenger RNA of Podarcis lilfordi (Lilford's wall lizard), 27945 nucleotides long. The record is from the annotation of a GenBank genome assembly. NCBI's taxonomy places the organism in Eukaryota, Metazoa, Chordata, Lepidosauria, Squamata, Lacertidae.
GGCCGAUGGUGCCGUACCUCAGCGUGGUUUCAAGUUAGCCUGUCGCUUGUCUCUCCCUUUCCUCGGGAAAAGACGGUUGUGGAAGCGAUGGCUCCGGCAGGGCAGGAAGAAGAAUGUGUCAGCGGGGCUCAGGUCAUCGCGGAAGCGCUGAAGAUGCAAGUAAGAAACGCUCUUGGCUGACCCUUGAACCCCGGCAGCCAACCCGGAAAUAUUACGUGUUUCCUACGGAGAGCGGGAAGGAGCAUUUUUUUUCGAAAAAGCGUAGUUUUACGUGAAGGGUUCUAGUCCCUGUCGAGGACGUGUAGCCCAAUAUGCAUCUGAAGGCAAUCCUGUUUAGGGAAGUUUUUAAUGUUUUAUCGCGAUUUUACUGCAGUAUUCCGUUGGGAACAGCCCAGAGUCGCUAGGGCAAAAUAAAUUAUUAUUAUUAUUAUUAUUAUUAUUAUUUAUUAUUUCCCAGUGUCGGAUUUGCGUAUAAGCUAAACAAGCUAUAGCCGAAAAUAUAAGAUAAAAAACAAAUAAAACAAAACCUAUAUACAGCAACAGUGUUUUGUGUUGCGUAGGGUCCUAUUUGUUAUGUGCAAAUGGCUUUAGAUACCCAUUAGGUCCAUAAAUUACCAUACAGCAUAUAUUCAACCCGGAAAACAGUGACAAUUUGUUGUUGACAAAGGACAGCUGGACAUCUAAAGGGCCCCAUUACCUUCAGUAGCUUAGGGCCUCACCCGGCCCUGCCGAUAUGCAAUGGGAGGUGAAACAUCAACAGGAGAGCCCCAGGUUUGGUCGUGGAUGGUUCAAAAUUGCAACGAGUCUUGUCACUGUUUUGGCCCCUCUCGUUUUAAGGAGCUGUUUACUACCCUGUCACCUGCUUCUCGCGUUCUCAGCAUGUACCUGUCGAGCUGCUGUGCUGCCUACAGUGUAGGCUGUGUAGGUUUGGCUCUCGUUGCACAAGAAGGUGUAGGGAAGAUAAAAAGAAUUAGUUAAUCUGGGAACGGCAUCAAGGAUUAGUGGACUUAGGUGAAAGAUCACAGCAUGCCAGGAGAAGCAAUAGCAGAGUGGCAAAGAGCACGGGACGCCCCAUGUCUGCCCGUCCUUUCGCCUCCAGUUGAAAAGGUUCUUGUAGGUGGAGAUGGGGCACAGAUCCCUGCCUGGAAACUCCUGGAUAAAGUUAUGUAGACAAUAUUAGGCAAUACAAAACCUUUUGACCUGGUGUGAAGCGGCUUCUUUUUUAAUUUUUGUCUUUGGGCAAAGUAAUAAUCAUAAAUAAUAAGAAUAAAAAUGUGCACCCCACCACUGAGACUAUUCCAUUGUAACUAUCCAACCUCCCAUAAUUUCAGCACCUCUUGCGAUGGUUUGACCCCUUUCCGUUUUAUAUUCCUCGUCUUACCGUAAUGGCACAUGUUAAUUUAUCAUUAAUAGCUAUAUCCCACAUCUCUUUAUACCAUUCUUCCAUUUUAUAUCCCACUUGUCCCUUCCACUUCCUAGCUAUAACAGUUCAUGCAAUAACUUUCCCACAUCAUCAAGGACCCAGUGAUCAACCAUUAACUAAAGCUUGAGUAAAAUCAAAUUAUAAAUGAUUUUCCAGAUAAUGCUUCAAAAAAGAAGACGUUUUUGCUAAUGAGGUUUCCCUCUUAGGCCCAUUGGUGGAAAGUCCAUUGCUUAAUAAGUUAAUCAUUAUACGCAAUCGCUUCAGCAGAAUAAGUUCCCUUAGCUCAGGGUUUAUUGCCCUUUGAAAGUAUCACAUUGUCAGCAACUUGCAUGUGUAACUGCUUUCAGCAAACUGUGCUCUAGCUGACUUGGCUUCCUUCAUUAGGCCUUGUCUUCCUUUUGGUGGCCCAGAUCACCUGGAUGACAUUGUACAAGCCAGAAAGGUACAUACUGGCAGUAAACACCUAUUUUAUGUAGAAGUUUAGUUUAUAUUGGCAUAUCAUACAUAAUAGCUGCAUUCAGGAAGAAAACCAAAUUGUGGCUUGGGCCUACACGAGCAAACUUUGAGAAGCUUUGGGUCCUUUCACAAUUUCCUCAUAAACCAUAAUGGCUAAACCUACUUUUUUGUCCACACAAGGAUUCCAAACCAAGAUUCACAGUGUGAUCACUCAGACGAGCAUUUCUUUUGUAUAAAGAACACCCAUAUGCUGAUCAUCAGCUAUGUUGCCUAAAUUUCUGGCAACCCCACGUACUGUUUUACUGAAGAUGAGAAUAAUCUACUUCAUACAACAUCUGGAAAGCUUUCUGUGCUGUUUCCGUAGGAAACUGGGUGGUUGCAUGUAUAAGCUCAGGGGUUGGCAGUUUUUUUUAGCAGCGGGCCGGUCCACUGUCCCUCAGACCUUGUGGCAGGCCAGAGAAGUGGCACGGGGGGGGGGGGGGUGUGAGCUGGAAGAAGAGGUGAGGGGGGCAAGUCCUCUCCCCCAGCCCCAGCACCUACCUUCCCAAGGGCUGCCGCCACUACCACCACCGCUGCUGCUGCUGCUGCUUCUUGUGGGUAAGCAGAGCGAGCUUAUCCGUUCCGCUCUCUGGCGCCACGCCUGGUUUACCUCAGCGUGGCGCUGGGACAUCUCUGCCAGUCAAACACCACUGAGGUAAACCAGGUGUGGCGUUUGAGUGGCAGAGCCACUGCCACUUGGCCUCUUCCUCCCGUCGCCAUCGCUGGGAGUCUUGGCUUUGCGGCGGGUUGUGGCUUCCUGGCACGGGCCUGAUUUAAGAUCCAGGUGGGCCUGAUCCAGGUGGGCCGUAGCUUGCCGACCCCUGAAUUAGCUGCUCAAGGGUUCUCAGCUCUCCUUGGUCAUGCAUUCAUACACAAGGAGUAGCUAACAUGGUGCAUUCCAGAUGUUGGACCAACUCCCACCAUUCUUGACCACUGCUUAUGCUGACAGUGGCUGAUGGAAGUCCAACAACAGCUGGAGGGCACCACACUGGCAACGCCUAGUGUAGACACACACACACACACACACACACACACACACACACACAAUGUGUUAAUCAGCCAUCAUAUCCUAGGGUAGCUGUAACAAUUCUAGUGAUCAUGAUGUCUCUUUAUCCGGGCAACCACAUGGGAACACAGUUGUUGUUGUUUACAUGUUCCUCAUUCACAAACCUUAUUUGUCCCCAUUCUUGCAUAUCUGGGACUGUUUUUGUAGUAAAAAAAAUGUGUGAACUACCCAGAGUGUUCAUAAAUAUACAUUUUAUUAAAGUACCGUACUUUUCUGUGUAUAAGACUAUUUUUUUUACUCUAAAAUAAUGUUCAAAAUCUGGGCUUGUCUUAUACACGGAUAGUAUCUCCCCCCAUUUUCUUAAAUCAGAGUCCUCAAAAAUACAUGGGGGCGUCUUAUAGAUGGAAAAAUACGGUAAUUGUUUCUUCCAAAUGAUGAUCACAUGUUUGUUACAAUUCCUUAUUUUUAGUUGCAUGGAAAUGUCUGUUUAAAUGUAUUUUUGUGAAAAAUAAGUAUUCAUUAUAAGCAUUUAUUGGCUGUUGCACUAAUAGAACCUUGGGUGUAUAGUAUCAUCAAUACAGGUAUACCAGCUGCAGUGGUCUACGCAUGGCAUUACUAGAAGCCUAGCUUGGUUUGAAGCUGCAAGUAUUUAGUUGCAGUUCUAACUUUCUCCUAGAAAUCUUGACCUUAAACGAAUAAAAAAGCUAGAUAGAUAACAGAAGAUAAAUAUUUUGGGGAGACAGCUUAUUUUUUAAAAAAUGCUAUUUAUUUCAGAACAUCGAAUAUAUGUUUGGCAUUGUUGGUGUUCCAGUGAUCGAAGUAGGAGUUGCUGCUCAAGCAAGUGGAAUUAAAUAUAUUGGAAUGCGCAAUGAACAAGCUGUAAGUAUCUUCAGUAGCCUUGUUUGCUAGCCAGGCCUCGAGCUGAGCUUAUGCAUAAUCUGAAAACGAGACUGGUGCACGGUACUCAGUCAUGUAUAGUCUUUCACCAAUGUUUUUUAUAUGUGGUUGUGGAAGCUGCAGUCUGUUACAGGAAACCCAGCAUAGGGUGGGACAGAGGGCUUCUUAACAUUUUCCUUGCCUUUUAUCCUACCCCCCAACAAAAUAAUGCAUCUUAGUUGCUUCCCCCCAAGGGAAAAAUACUGUCAUUUGAUCCUAAUAGCCUCUCCCAAAUGAGUAUGAAUGUAACGACUCUGGUGGGGUAUACUCUGAGAAGUAUGAUGUGACCACAGAUUUUCUGACCACUCUGAACUCUGAUCUCAUGGCUCACCACCUGUUUCCAAAAUGCAACAAAUUGCCUUUGUGCUACAAAUAUUCUCGAUUACAAAAAAAAAAGUGUGGCAUAUAAUAUGUACACACACACACACACGUAUACAGAGAGAGAGAAAUUACUGUAUUUUUCCAUGUAUAAGACUAGGUUUUUUUUACCAAAAAAUAAGGUUUAAAAUUGGGGCUCGUCUUAUACGCAGGUAGUGCUGAGGCGUGUUUUCUUAAUUUGGAGUCUCCAAAAAUAGGGGGUGUCUUAUACAUGAGGACGUCUUAUGUAAUUUACCUGUAAAUGGUUUUGAGAACUGUCCCAUGUUAAUAAAGGUCCCAUGUUUUAACAUUUGAAGAACCCAAACUGACAACUUGGUUAUUAUCAGAGGGCAGAGUAGCAAGAGGUAUAGUUUGUUUUUUGAGGGGGCUCUGGCUGAAGCUUUCCAUAAUUCUUCCCGGUGGUGGCACAUGUCAGGAUACUGUAUGUGAAUUUCAUUGAGUUACAGCAGCAUAAGUUUAAAAAUUGUGUAACCAGAGGCAGUGCUGACAAGAUUGCCUAAUUGCACGGGAAAGUGCCAUUCACUCUACCUGCAAAGUUUUGUGUGUCGCUUUAGCUUGUCAGUUUCUUUGACAAUGUGUCGUUGCCAUGGCACCCUGCUUGUGAGGUACAAAGAGCCUUGCUAAUGAAACGCCCACUCCGUAUAUCUUUAAACAUUUGUACGUUGCCAUGUUUUUUUUUUCAGAAGGAGAAGGGAAACACAUGUCACAUUAAAUUGCCUUCUGGUUUCUGAGUAGUAAUCAUUUUCUCCCCUCUUCUGUUCGUCAAAGGUAUUAUGUAAAAACUGCAUUCUCACCCACCAUGUUGAAUCUAAAUUGCUACCUCAAUAUUCUACUCCUACGCUAAGCGCCAUGUUGACUAUUCAUUCCUAUGCUUUCUGGACUUACCUAUUAUUGGUUAUUUAACCAUUCCUGCUCAUUCCUGCUCACAUAUGUGCAUAUAUUUUGGGGUAGGGAUUGAGGGCUUUCUAUAUGUAGAAUAUAUUUACAUCUAUUCUAGAUAACUGUUGUGGGGAGGAUUGACUCCUUUCCCCAAAUUAUCAACCAAACUGCUUGAAUAUACUUUGCAAUGCCAUAGGCUCUCAUAUAAAUUGGUGAUAUUAUUAGUUUUGCCCAGUGCAUAGAUUCUUGUUUUGGAAUAUGACACAUUUAGCUCAGGAGAAGUUGCACACCUCACGAUUCUGCUAAAUUUGCUCCUCAUCCCACCUGCCCAUAGCUGUCAACUUUUCCCUUUUUUUAAGGGAAAUUCCCUUAUUCCGAAUAGGAGUCCUCGCAAUAAAAGGGAAGAGUUGACAGCUAUGCACCUGCCAGAGCCUGAUGUAAUAGAAAUUCUAGGCCGCUGAGGUGAAAUUCUAGGCCGCUGAGGGGUGUGUUUGCAGUUCACAUAAAGCCAUGCUUAUAAUCGAAGAAAGCACUUAACCUCCUUUUUAUAUGUGACAGCAGCACCUAGAAUAGUCUAUGCGAAAAACUGGAAAGAAAAAGAGGUACCCACGAAAGAAAUCUGGCAGAAUAUACUGAUAGAAUUAGCAACCAUAACCACGAAAAUAAGAAAUAAAGAUGAGAUGCAACUAAGAGAAGAGUGGAAGCAUUUUGGAGAAUAUAUUAGAGACUACUAUACUCAAUUUAACCUGCAAGUAGGAGUUAACAUAUGAGCAGCAGAUAAUACUAAAUAAAGGAAGAUUAGAGACAAAAAUGGGUAGAUUAUCAGAAUAUGCAGAAGAUCAAGGUUAGCAUGGAGAGAUGGGAGUCUUAAGGAAAAAGAUAAGUGAUGGACAAUGUGUUGUAUGUAUACAAGUUGUAAAAAAUGUAUAAAUAACAAUAAAAAGCCAUGCUUUUCAUGUUUAACUAUGGCUUAAUGUGAAUGAGCACCAUGCUGUUGCACGCUCUAAAAUUUUUCCCUUUGCAGCUUCCCCACUCCUGGCUGCACUGCUCUGGAAGUGACACACUACAGGCCUUGGCUUGUGAUGCUUUUUGAACCCAGACUUGUGGUUCCCUCCUUCCCCCAACAAAGCAGUAAACCAAGAAUAAACCUUGGCUUCCACUUGGGGUUUGUUUGGUAAAAACCAUGAGUCUAGGACAGGUCCAGACGAUAUAACAAGCCAACACUUGUGGCUUGUCGCUCCUGGUACAGUCCUGGUAAAGCUGAGGAGGAAUGGAGUGGGAACAUGGAGCAGCCUUCAGUGUCACUCUUGUUGAUUUGUGUCAAACCAUAGUAAGCACUAACUGUGGUUUAAUAGGAGGUGCAAACCAGGCCAAUGACAAACGAUAGUUUAAAACAUUGGUUUUUUCUGUUGGGGUAGAAGGAAGCUGCCUGCUCUUUUUAUUAUUGUGAUGUAACAGAUGGCAUAGAAAUAGUGGACAGGAACAACCCUUAACAUGCUUUGGAAAAUUACGUCAGUCUGUCUUUGGCGCAGUGUUUCCCAUUAAUUCAGUGUGGCAGUUUCAUUAUCAGUAGUAAAUAAGUUUGACAUGCUUGCAUGAAUGUAACCAUGGUAUAAAUGGGGGAACUUCUCUGGCAAAUCUUUGUUGUCAUAAUAACUUACCAAUUCCAAUGAUUUAACUGCAUUCUUGAUGUUUCCUAUGUGAACAUUGAAACAGAAAAAGUGAUGAGUGAGAGAGAGAGAGAGAGAGAGAGUGUGUGUGUGUUUGCAACCAUUUCACACCUUUUUAUUUUAUUUACAUCCUUAUUUUAUUUCUAUAAAUCCUUCUGGUAGCACUUUUUACUGAAUGGCUUACAGCAUAAAAUAAUAGACUACAGUUUUAAAAUGUGGAAGUGAAAGCUGGACCAUAAAGAAGGCUGAUCGCUGAAGAAUUGAUGCUUUUGAAUUGUGGUGCUGGAGGAGACUCUUGAGAGUCCCAUGGACUGCAAGAAGAUCAAACACAUCCAUUCUUAAGGAAAUUAGCCCUGAGUGCUCACUGGAAGGACAGAUCCUGAAGCUGAGGCUCCAAUACUUUGGCCACCUCAUGAGAAGAGAAAACUCCCUGGAAAAGACCCUGAUGUUGGGAAAGAUUGAGGGCACAAGGAGAAGGGGACGACAGAGGACGAGAUGGUUAGACAGUGUUCUCGAAGCUACAAACAUGAGUCUAACCAAACUGCGGGAGGCAGUGGAAGACAGGAGUGCCUGGCGUGCUCUGGUCCAUGGGGUCACGAAGAGUCGGACACGACUAAACGACUAAACAACAAUAAAAAAACUUCCAGCAGAGAGAGAGUAACAGUGGUUCAGAAGUCAGGUUUUCAAGGGGCCUGGGAGCAUGAUAGUGUCUUUACUUGGGGGUGAAGUUACUAUAAAAACAGCAUAAGGCAAGCCUCCCUGGGAAUAGUGUUACACAGUCGGGAUGCCACCACUGAGAAAAGGCCACCCAUUUCACUGACAAGACCUCAAAAAAUGACCUCAAUUUUCUUUUAACCUAAAUUUUAUUCCUCUGAGCCGUGUCCCAAUCUGAGAUGCAUCAACUUUAGUUGUGCAGUUUCAACUACUCACAGAACAGCUGGAAAGCAAAACAGGAAUUGUUGAGUGUUCGGUUAUAAAAAAAGCAGCCCCAAACUGAAUUCAUUUGUUGCACCUACUUUAAUAUUUUUGUAGAACAAGGUCGAUUGUAACGAAACAGAUAACAUUCUCGUUUAAUAGUUUCUAGACUGAAAUAGCUGCCCACUCGAAUCCAAGUAGUGAGUAGUGCAGUUUUGUUUCUGCAGUGCUGAUGGAGCAAUAUCUACCGUUUCCCCCCCUGCCUUGUUUAAUUUCCCUACUGUUUCUCUUGGAUGCCACCUGCUGGCAUAUGGGAAAAAAUAGUCAUAGAAGUAGUCCAAAGUGACUUUCCAUAAUACUGGUUGAAAAAACGUGCAGAGAUUUCCAUCUGUGUGCUUGCAUAACACUUGUUUAUGCAAUGCUAGUACAAGCAGUAGCACCUGGAAGAUCUGCUUUUAGAGGAAAUGUUUCUGCUAUGCAAAAUGUUGGGUGAUACCCUUGACUGGUCAAAUCUCUGUUUUUGUAAAGGAUAUGAGUCAUCUACACGGUGCCCAUGGGAGUGCGAAGGCAUUCCCUUCUGCCCGUAGGUUCCACCUCCCCCUGGCUCUCCCCAGCUGAAAUGAGUCUUAAAAGAAGCUUUCUAUUGUAGCUAUGAAAAUCUGAGUUCAGAAGUUGUGUCAAUUCUAGUUCACAUGUGGACAUCUUUGUCUGCUGAGCAUAGUCCAUUUACUUCAAUUGAACAUCCGUAGGAAGUCCUCUCAGCUUACUAGUUGGGGGUGUUUAAGGGUGACUUUUUGUUAUAACUACCAAAAUCCCAUUCACCAGCUUGCUGAUAAAUAUUUGUUUUAUUUUUCAAUAGGCUGCCUAUGCUGCCUCUGCAGUUGGGUAUCUGACGGGCAGGUAAGGUGCUUCCUUGUGUUGGUCUUCAGAGUCAACAAUUGUUUGAAAGGCAAAAACAAUCCUGGUUCUAUCAUCAUCAUCAUCAUCAUCAGGAAUUGAUUUCUAGGACUUUGUAGUUGCCUUCCAGAGUUACAAGCUUUCACUGUUUGUACACCAGUGUUUUGCUAUCUGUAUACCUCUAUCUACUUGCCACUUUACAAUGUUUUCUCUACUGCAAACCUCUGUAUAUGUGCAGCAAGCGUUUCUCUCCAUUAGUAAAUAAAAGGCCACUUUUAGAAAAUGUAACCUAAACAAACGUAAACAAAAAGGAUGAAAAGGAAAUGGUUGCUGAAGGUCCUGAAGUUUUCCAUUCUACAAAAAGAAUAUGCACUUGCACAUCAGCUUCCAUGAGAAUUUUUGGGGUUGUGGCCAAUACUAAGGAGAUACUUUCACAGAAAGGAGUCACACCCCUCCUCUCUUACUCAUAUGUGCAUGCUUCCUCAGAGCCUCUCUGACUUUCCUGUAUGAUUGUUGAUUAAAAUUUGUAGCCUGCCUCUGUCCUUCCAAAUUGAUUCUUCAGCAUGAUGUCCUAUGACAGUGUUUCCUCAUGAUGCCUUUAGAGUAAUUUGCUUCCCUGCCUGCUAAAUCUGUGUGUUCAUUCCAUACAUUUUUAUAUACCUUCUUUGUUUUUUCCCCUUUGUCUCUAGGCCUGGCGUGUGCCUUGUAGUUUCUGGUCCUGGCCUCAUACAUGCUCUAGGUGGAAUGGCAAAUGCAAACAUGAAUUGCUGGUAAUGAACCUAUGGUUGUUGUUUUUUUGAUCGACUGUUAGUCCAAUUUCUAAUUAAUCUGAAGUUACAAUACAAAUCAUGUGUCGUGAAAGCCAGAUAAAAUGUCAUUUUUCUUCUGCUUCUUUGCUCUCUCUGUGUGCUGUUUUAAGCAGGUAGGGCAUUGCGCUAGGACAGCAUAUAAAUACAUUUGGUGACUCCUCCAUAGAUUUCAGAUCUUUUUUACAGUGGCCAAGUUCAUUAUCACACAGGAAAAGAGCUCGAUACUUUAGGAAAUCUAUCAGCUGAGUCAUGUCGGCUAUGUGACCAAUAUAAUCACACCAUAACUUGGUUUAAAGAUGUUGUUUAUAACAGCAUCUUAUCCUUUAAGUGCAGUGUCUGUAGCACAUGAUAACAUUAUCGCUUGGUAACUAUCAUAUCAUCUGGUAGGGUAAGAGGCGUCUUGUUUAUCCAGUCAUAAAAGAGGAGGCAAAAAUCUCUUAAUCUUUUUGCAGAACCAAUUCAACCUUUCUCUGUGUGUGUUUCCCUCUCAAAAAAUAAAAUAAAAAUUGCCAACUGUAAUAUUAGGCAAACUGGUAAUAUGAUAAGUUGGGUCCUGUAUGAAUCUUGUUUUGAAGUGAUGAAAGCUUGCAAGGCCAAAUCAUACGUAACAUAGUGAGAUUGGGCCCAAAAUGAUGAUGGUCCUAAUUCAAAAGAUCCUCUCACACAGCAGCAUUAAUUGGAGUCAUCCUCUUGGAAGUGCCAACUACCUUUGUUGGAAGGCAGGACUAGAUUCAGCCUUCUGUCUCCCCUCUCCUCUGACUCCCCCAACUGCUGGUGAGUCUGUCAAAGCUGAGCAUGCUUACAAUUUCUUAGAAGAUUCCUGGGCCCAAUCACCAUGGACUGCUGGGUACCAAAUGCUGGGUUUAUGCCAUGCUGCCAUUUUGCAGGAUCAAGGUGAAACUGUGUGUCGGAAUCUUGAUAAUUCAUGACCCCUGGUUCCAAGAAAUGUUUUUUCCCCCCCUCUCCCCAGGCCUUUGAUUGUUAUUGGAGGUUCCUCAGACAGAAAUCAAGAAACGAUGGGAGCUUUCCAAGAAUUUCCACAGGUACACAGCUUGGUCACUUUUCCCUCUGUAAACGUGUUGCAUGAAAUGGUUUAGGGUAUUCGAUCUGUGGAACUGGCACUGUUACAAAUGCCACAUAAUACCCAUUCCACAUAUGUAAGAAAUUGAUCUUUAUGUGUGGCGGCCCCACACUGUGGAACUCCCUGCAUAAUGAUAUCAGGUAGGCAACUUCACUGUACUGUUCUUGGCACCUGCUGAAACCAUUUUUGUUUAGACAUGCCUACCCAGAUAUCUGGGGACGCGGGUGGCGCUGUGGGUUAAACCACUGAGCCUAGGACUUGCCGAUCAGAAGGUCGGUGGUUCGAAUCCCCGCGACGGGGUGAGCUCCCGCUGCUUGGUCCCUGCUCCUGCCAACCUAGCAGUUCAAAAGCACGUCAAAGUGAAAGUAGAUAAAUAGGUACCGCUCUGGCGGGAAGGUAAACGGCAUUUCCGUGUGCUGCUCUGGUUCGCCAGAAGCAGCUUAGUCAUGCUGGCCACAUGACCAGCUGCACGCCGGCUCCCUCGGCCAAUAAAGCGAGAUGAGCACCGCAACCCCAGAGUCGGUCACGACUGGACCUAAUGGUCAGGGGUCUCUUUACCUUUACCUUUUUUAUCCAGGUAUCUAGAAUGCUGGUAUGUUUUUAAUUUAAUUGUGAUUUUAAUUUUCUGAAUGUUUCACUGGAUUUUACUAACAAUUUUAUUGUUUCAUUCUUUUUGAAACCGCCUUGAGUUGUUUGUUUUACAAUCAAGUAGUAUAUAAAUGUUAGAAAAUAAAAUAAAUAUAUAUGAAAUUAAUGAUUGAGUUUAUUUAUUUUAUAAAAUAUUUUGUUAUUCAUUGUUGCUGUUUAAUUUAUGAAUCAUUUUCCUUGAGGCACCCCAAAACAAGUUACAAUAUAGCAUCAACAUGUAUAAAACUAUUGCAUAUACAAAACCAAUUUAAAACAACUACCAUCUCAACACAUAUAUAAAAUCACUUCAGAUCCAAUACAGAUGCCAGCCGGGAUAAAGAUCUCCACUUAGAAGGCUUGUUGAAAGAGGAAAGUCUUCAACAGGUGCCAAAAGGACAAUAGAAAAGGCAUCUAUCUGAUAUAUAGUGGAAGGGAGUUCCAAAGGUUAGAUGCUGCAGCACCGAAGGCCCGAGUCUGACAUUUUGCAGAAUGGACGUCCUGAUAGGAUGGUAUCUGUCACAUGCCCUCUCUUGCAGAAAGCACCAAUUGGUUGGAUUUAAAGGCUGUUGUGUGUUUAUGUAGAAUCUUUCUUUUACUGAAUAUUGCAUGUUAACAUAGUGUUGUCUGGCAUCAGCUGUGGUGUCUAAUUUUAGAGGCUGCACGGCACUGAAUUCCAGCUCCUGCAGAGCAAUAGCCAGUGAGGGCCACUGCCGUCAUUCCCCACUUGUGGGCUUUCCCUUUGGACACUGGGAAACAGGAUGCUGAGCAAACCUUUGGUUGGGUCCAGCCGACCUACUUCCUUCCUUCUCACAUGCUGUGAGAAAAUGAGAAACAGGUAAAAGUUGGCUUUAGCAUAUGUGUUUGCUUGAAUCUAGGUUGAAGCUUGUCGGCUGUACAGCAAAUUUUCUGCCAGACCCAGCAGUCUUGAAGAUAUUCCUGCUGUAAUUGAGAAGGUAUGAAGCAGUUGAAAAGCAUUGAUGCUUGCUCCUCAGCAUUCAGCUCUGUAGGCCAGGCAACCAGCAGUAGAACACAGUGGUACCUCAGGUUACAUAUGCUUCAGGUUACAUACGCUUCAGGUUACAGACUCUGCUAACCCAGAAAUAGUACCUCGGGUUAAGAACUUUACCUCAGGAUGAGAACAGAAAUUGUGCUCCGGCGGCACGGCAGCAGCAGGAGGCCCCAUUAGCUAAAGUGGUGCUUCAGGUUAAGAACAGUUUCAGGUUAAGAACAGACCUCCAGAACUAAUUAAGUAUGUAACCAGAGGUACCACUGUAUUACAGGGGCAGUGCAUUAUAGUAGAUCGUAGGUGACAUCUUGAUAGAAUUGGCACACCUCUCACUGGUACAUCUCGAACAGUAAGUUGUAGGAUCAUCCUAUAAAUGUAGAAAACAUCCAAUGCUUUUGAAGAUGUUAAUACUUUACAUGUGCUAUUUUGUAUAUAUAGUGGGCAGUGCAGCCCUCUGCAUGUCUACUCAGACGUAAACCUCACUGAGUUUAAUGGCACUUGCUCAGAGCCCAGGAUGUGUUAUAGGACUGCAGCCUAAAAGUGUAAAUAAUACUCCAUUUGCUCUUAGAAAAACCUCUUGUUCAUUUUUGUGAACUCUGCAAUAUUCUCCCAAAAUAUAUAUCCUAUACAAAACACGCACGGAGUGCUUAAUGACACUCUAUAAUCCUUCCAGAUACUCUGUCAUGGAGUAGCCUUGCAGGUUUAUUUUUGUGGCUGACGCAUUUAUUCUCUAAACUUUCCAGGAAACAGUUUUGUAAAGUUCCCUGCUGCAACUGCUACGAUUGUUUGAGCCACCGUUGGAGCCUUUAAUCAAUAGGAGUUUCAAGGAGUGUUGGCUCAGCCUAUGGCGUGCGCUGGAACAAAAAGAAUCCAGAGAAACUGAAGAACAGCUCCAGGGCAUUUACAUGGGGGUCAUGUUACUUAAAAUAGGCAGUCAGAAGGAGAUUUUGACUUGGUUACUCCAGAUAUAACAGUGGCUACAGAUGGCUGCAAGCUGAAUCCAGCUGCUUUCUUGUUCUCCAAGCUGGAUAAUAAGUUUAGCCAUUGCCUACAAAUUUGGAAUUCAUUUUAUGAAAUCUGGUGCUGUGUUUUUGUUUUGAUUUGUUUAAAAAGUUUAAUUAUUGUAGUACAUUUAUGUUCUUUCCUCUCUCUCAUCAAUCUAGGCUGUCAGAAAUAGCAUCUACGGUCGCCCAGGUGCCUGCUACAUUGACAUACCAGGAGACUUUGUAAAUAUGCAGGUGAAGAAGAGCUCUGUCAAGUGAGUCUUUUAUUAUUAAGAUGAGUGCUUGUUUCCUUUUUUGAAAAAAGGGUGUGUGUGUGCGCUAGAUUGUCAUUUUUCCUGUGUUUGAGACCCCUGCAGGAGUGUAUUGCUAAGGGAAAGCAUAAACUCUACAUAUUGAACAAACACAAGGAAUUCCUCAUAGUAAAAGACACUGAAGAGAUAUGGAUGUGAUCUGGUAGUAGCUUCCUGAUCAACUGGGAUGUGUUCAAUCCAGCGGAUUCCAGUUUACUUUCCUGAAAUUGCUACUUAGCACACGCCUUUUAGGGAAGCUCCCAUAUUGAUCACCCUUAGUCUGGUGCCUUCCAGCUGUUUUGUCUACAAGUCCCACCUGUGCUACCUGAGACCAUCCAAAACAUGGAGGCAGGCACCAGGUUGGGAAGGCUGAUCUAGAAUAAGACAUGGAAGAACUGAGCUCACCAUUAUUAGGAAGAGUCUUCAGAUCUGGAAGAGACUCAAGCAUAUAUGCCAGUGAACCAACGCUUAAAUGGCAUUCUGUUAAAUGGUGAGACAAUGCUGACAUGAGACACUACAUAUUAACUGUUAUUUUGAGUCCUGUAUGAUAAAUCUAGGGUGAGGAAGCUUUUCUGGCAAGUGGGCCUGAUUGUUAUCUUCCUACCCACACCUGUCUGUCAUCCAGCAUCACAGUGACAUCAGGUGAUGCUAAGCUUUGAAGCCCCGGUCUCCGGGCCUUCAAAGCGCAGUGCCAGACUGUUUGGAAGUAGUGUCAUGCCUUGCUCAAUCUCCCACCCCACACUGUUCCGUAAACUUCCCAUUCCAGAGGUUUAAAGAAGCAGCAUGGACCAGCUUCACUAAACUUUUUGGAUUUUGGAGGUUUAAAGGACCAUGUCAGUGGGGAGUAUGCCUUGCUCCUUGCCCACCUUAAGGUCUUGCUUGUUCCCUGCCCUUAACCACCCCACAUCUGACAGCAGGUAUGAUGUCAGGCUCAGGGCACCUGGGCAUGGCUUCCCCAAAAUGGGGAAUGACCAUUGGCCAUUCUAGCUGCAGCUGAGGAGAGUUGGAGAGCCACAAAUUCUCCAUCCCUCUUUGCCCCCAGCCACCUUCCAACUGCGGUUCCUAGUGCUUCAUUGAAGGUUCUUCUGGAACAUUCCCUGACUUCAGUGAAGGCCUUUACGGUGGGGGAGGGGGACAUUGGAGACUGCAGUGGGAAGGCAGAGGUUUGGUGCAGAAACUCCAGCGCUCACACAGAGAGCCACCAUUUGCAGCUCUUUUUACAGCUCUUUACUCUUGUUUCUUGAGGAAUCUUUGUGAGGGGGAAAUAACCCUCGCCUGUAUUUGACAAAAGUAAGCAAAGGAAAUAGUGGGAAGUUGAAACAACAACAAAACGCUUACUUUGUUGAAAACGUUGUGUUCCAGCUGUUUAAAAGAAAUCGGCUUAGGAAGGAAUGUAGCUGGUGCCUGCUGGUGCCAUUCUGCAUGUGGCUUCCCACAUGUUGCGAGGUAGAAAUGUGCAAUCUGUAUUAAGCAUAGACUAUGCUGCAAAAUUGCUGGCUGUGGACUACUAGAAACUUAUUACAGGGUAAGCGUUUGUAACAAACAUAUAAUGAAAUACUUGAGUUUCUUUUGGAAGCCAUUUGUGUACGUUGGUAGAACAAUGUUGCUCAGUAGAACAACAUCUGAAGUAAAACACAAAGCAAAACUCGUCUUUAAGUUCUUUUUUUCUGUUUAAAAAGUGACUAUAGUGACUCUUAAUUUCAGGGUUGUGAGUUUGAGCCCCAUGUUUGGCAAAAGACUCCUUCAUUGCAGGGGGUUGGACUAGCAAUUCUUGUGGUCCCUUCCAACUCGACAGUUCCAUGUCUUCCUAUUUCUUUUUUGAAAACAAUGGCCUUUUCAUUCUGCCUUCCAGAUACAUCGAGUGCUGCUCAGCACCUCCCAUCAGCAUGGCUGAAGUGGCCGCUGUUUCCAGGGCGGCUUCAUUCAUUGCACAUUCCAGAAAGCCACUCCUAAUUAUUGGCAAAGGUAAUCCUCUUUCAAGCUUAUGGCUGGUCGUAAAGUACAGCGAGGGGGAAGUUUCCUUCUGUUGCCAUGUUUAGACUAUAUCACAAAGUAAAAUCUUCCUGAACGUUGGAGAUGAACCCCCUUGAGAAAAAUACAGCAGCCUCUAUUCAACGUCCCUUUGUUUAUGCAAGAGACAUAAGAAGAGUCCUAUUGAAUCACACCAAAGAUCUGUCUAGUCCAACAUUCUGUUCCCUCCUUGACUAGUCAGAUGCCUAUGGGAAGCCCUCAAGCAGGGCACAGGCACAGUAGCCCUCUCCGCUCUUAUUCCCCAGCAGCUGGUAUUCAGAUAUAGGUAAAAGGCACAGGUAAAGGACCUCCUGGACAGUUAAGUCCAGUCAAAGGCAACUACAGUUGCUGCAUUCAUCUUGCUUUCAGGCCUAGGGAGCCUGCAUUUGUGGCCAGCGUGACUAAACCUUUUCUGGCACAACGGAACACUGUGACAGAAGCCAUAGCGCACGGAAACACCAUUUACCUUCCCGCUGCAGUGGUACCUAUCUACUUGCUCUGGUGUGCUUUCAAACUGUUAGGUUGGCAGGAGCUGGGACAGAGCAACAGGACCUCACCCCAUCAUGGGGAUUCAAACUGCCGACCUUCUGAUAAGCAAGCCCAAGAGGCUCUGGUUUAGACCACAGCGCCACCCGCGUCCCGAUUCAGAUAUAUAGUAACGUGCAGCUAUUGCAACUAGUACAUAUGGCUAACCUAAUCCUCCCCAGCUAAAACUGAUCACUGGCCAACUGAAAAUGGAUUUUCUGUGAGGAACAUAUGACCCGGAAUGCUACAGCUACCUUUGCCAGUUUUAAAACUAAUUGAUUUGUCGGUAUGUGUAAGUGACUUCUGAUUCUUACACGUUGAGCAGGGGGGGGGUUCUUCAUCUGACAGGUGCAGAUAUGUUAACAGUGUCAAGGAAUCUCUUGUGGUGGUGGGUGUCUUUCUCAGGUGCUGCUUAUGCACAUGCUGAAAACAGCAUCAGAAAGUUGGUGGACCAAUGUGGGCUUCCAUUUUUGCCUACACCAAUGGGGAAGGGAGUGGUUCCUGACAACCAUCCAUACUGUGUGGCUGCAGCCAGAUCUAGGUAAAUAUAUGAAUCAGAUCUUCCCCUCUUGUCCAACACCGUAAGCUAAAGCAUAUAUUUCUUGAAGAUUCCGCUCUUUAAAUGAUCCCUUAAUAUAAAACACCAAAUGCUUCUGCUUACAACUGAGUGUCAGGAAAGUAAUCCAAGAAAAUUCAAAUGGAACCCUUCUGAAUUUCUUUCAGCCUUACCAAUAUGGGACUUAUCCAUGCAGAUGAAGAGUUAUUUUAGGCAUAGUCUAAAGCAGGCUUCCUCAAGCUCGGCCCUCCAGAUGUUUUUGGCCUACAACUCCCAUGAUCCCUAGCUAGCAGGACCAAUGGUCAGGGAUGAUGGGAAUUGUAGUCUCAAAACAUCUGGAGGGCCGCGGUUGAGGAAGCCUGGUCUAAAGUAUGAAUUGGAAGGUGUUUAGUAUGUUCAGUACACUGUCCUCAAAGCUAUGAAAUCAUGACCAUUAGUUGCCAUUAGGUUGGGAGGAAAUUUCCAAGUGGCUCUGUAUCUCAGGCCCUUGUCAACCAGGGUAAUGCAGUGUGAGGUGACAAACACAAUAUUCUACUGAAUGCAGAAUUCAGGUCCCUAUGUCACUAUACCUUUUUAUUUAGAGAAGCAAGUUUCUAGCAUUUAUAGAUUCAGAUACUUGAAAGCUUGGACAUUGUCCGUUGAUAUAUCAAGAUUUCCAGUUGUGGCGUUUGCCAUCCUAGGUGGGUCAUAAGGAAAGGUGUGAAGUGAUUGGCCAGUGGAAGCCCAAGGGGAGGAGUUGUUGGGAAGUCAGUUGGGAGUUGGAGAAGGACGAGGGAGGAUAAGUCUGUGGGUUGGUCUAGUUUUGAUAUGAGAGAGUGAGAGAAACUGUUAGGAGGAGUCAGAUAGACAUUUGGGAUAAUCAUUUAGAAGUUAUUAGGAAGGUAUAGGUCAGUAAAGAAACUAAGAUUAAGAAACUGACGAGAAAAAUUAUCUGAAACCAUAACCUUGUUGAUGCUUAUAAAAUAAAUGUGCUUAUUUGAUUUAAUGUUAACAACUGUCUGGACUCUGUGUGUACCUGAGAGAAACGGGUUGGUGGCAGCGGGGAAGUGAUCAUAGUGGUGGCACAGGGAUCAAUAGACCGUCAAACGUCCGGGGACCCUGUGUGAUCGCCACACCAGUCAUUUGGGACUUGACCCUCUAUAACUAGAAAAAAGAGGGGGGGGAUUUUUUGCAAUGUAUACAGCGUGCAAAAUUCAGCUUUUCUUAGUGUCAAAUUUGGUAUAUUUUGAUAGGCUUUUAAGACUCUGUGUGCAGUCUUAAAUCUUGUGCAUAUUUGCUGUGCCAGUGAGUAACUGGAAAUUACCUUGAGUUUCCUGUGAGCAAACUGUUAAGUGCCUGUCUUUAGCCUGGUUAAUGUUUUUACCCUCUAUAAUUGGUUUCUACGAUGCUUCAGUAAUAUUUGAAUGACUGAAAUGUUAGAGGGACAUCUCGCUGUGACGCAGCAGCUGGGUUGGCAGAAUUGGUGGCUGGUGAAGCAGCAACCAUGUGUCUCCCAAUAGCAUGGCAGUGCAGUCUAGGAGGUGGAGCCUGAAUGAGUGACUGUAACCUACAGACAAUGUGCCAUCUGAGUGGGAAACUGUUUUCCCGGGCAAAAAUACAUCAAAAUUUGAACUUCUGAUUUUUCAAGUGUCUUUUUAAAUUUUAGUUCUAACGUGUACAAAAAUAAUAACCAUCAAAUUCUUUUCUUUGUUUUUAACUAUUAGGGCACUGCAGGGGGCUGAUGUUAUAAUAUUACUGGGUGCCAGACUGAACUGGAUUCUACACUUUGGGCUUCCUCCAAGAUUUCGGUCAGAUGUAAAGAUUAUCCAGGUAUUCAAACAGAACCAUAAUAAAGAAUCAGUCAGGGGUAUGGCACAGUCUAGGGUAACUAGGUUAGUGGGAUUUUUAUUUAUUACCUUUUUAUGACAUCCUCCAUGAGGCUCAGGGUAGCAUACACUUAGCUGAGCUGGAGCAGAAAAGUCCUCUCAAGUAAUUAAAUCAAGAAGUAAUAUAUUAUCCUUGAUGUAGAGUUUCCUUGAAACGCAUCAGGAGCCAGUUUGAUUUGCGCAACUGUAUCUUCUUUUUCCUGCCUUUUUCUACCACCAGGUUUGAGCCUUCUGCUGCAUUUUUUGCUCUUGGGGGCAGUUUGUCUCACGCAGCGUGACGGUUCUUAUUAUGCUGGGUUUAGUACAGCAGGUCCAAGCAAGGUAUAGCAGCAGAAAGUUAACUUCUGUGGGGAAAUAAUGAGUGCAAACAACCUGUUCGUGUUCCUUGCUGUGAGCUGAAAAGAAAUGCGAAGAGAUGCAUUCUAAGAGAGAAAUGUUAGUGUGAACAUUACCUUGUAACUCUUUUUGCUGUUCGCCGUAAUCAAACCUAUGUUCAGGUUGUUGUCUUUUUACUUGACAGGUAGACAUUUGUGCAGAAGAGCUGGGGAAUAAUGUGAAACCCGCUGCAGCCUUACUGGGUGACGUGAAAGCAGUGACGGAGCAGGUAACACAUGAACACACAGAUAUCUUUUUAUGUUUGGUUGGAUUUAGGAAUUUAUAGCUUGAUUUUGAACCAUUUUUGGCUAGUGUGCAUUAUCAGUUAAUUUCUUGGGGGCAAAGCUCACACUGAUAUAUUGGGCAGGAGCCGAUACCCACACAUCAUGGAAUCAUAGAAUUGUGGAGUUGGAAGGGACCCUGAGAAUCAUCCAGCCCAACCUUCUGCAAUGCAGGAAUAUGCAGUUGUCUGAUACGGGGAUCAAACCUGCAACCUUGGCAUUAUCAGCACCACGCUCCAACCAACUGAGCUAUCCAGGCAUGUUAAUAUCCCAUCAAUAUAUACCUCAUCAAUGGGGUAGAGAUGGGGUGGCUAAUGUGUGGCCCUCCAGUUGUGGUUGGGCUCAGUAAAUCCCAGCCGGAAUGGCCAAAGAUAAAGGAUGAUGGGAAUUUUUUUUUUAUUUUUUAAUUUUAUUUCUAUACCGCCCUGCCAACCUAGCAGUUCGAAAGCAUGUCAAAGUGCAAGUAGAUAAAUAGGUACCGCUCCGGCGGGAAGGUAAAUGGCAUUUCUGUGUGCUGCUCUGGUUCGCCAGAAGCGGCUUAGUCAUGCUGGCCACAUGACCCGGAAAAACUGUCUGCAGACAAACGUUGGCUCCCUCGGUGCGAGAUGAGCACCGCAGCCCCAGAGUCGUCCACGACUGGACCUAACGGUCAGGGGUCCUUUUACCUUUAUACCGCCCUAUACCCGAAGGUAUAAGACAGCAACAUCUGAAUUACAGUGUGCUUGCAUAUUUUAUUAAAGGUGCAUAUCAACAACAAUUCAAAGGGGGCAAAAAAGCAUGAUGCUGUUCUAUGGUAACAGUUUCGCUAUUCUCUUAGCUUUUUGAUCAGCUGAACAAAAUGUCUUGGAAAUAUCCUUCUAGUGCAGAGUGGUGGAAAGAACUACGGGCAAAAAUGAAAAGCAACGAGGAAGCAUCCAAGGUACUACUAUCAGUUUGUAUCAGUAAAAAUAUAUUUGGGUUCUUCUUAUGAAAUUAAUACUGCAGUUCUGUUAAUCUUUGUGCACUGUUUUCCCGUAUUAAAAAAUAAAUUAAAAAAUUCAGUACCUUGGAAAUUGAACAGCUUAGUUCCCGAAUGUUUUGGGUCCCAAACAUCACAAGACUGUUCUGGUUUGCGAACUAUUUUUGGAAGCCAAAUGUCCAAUGGGGCUUCUGCGGCUUCCAAUUGGCUGCAGGAGCUUUCUGCAGCCAAUCAGAAGCCGCGCUUUGGUAUUUGAAUGUUUUGGAAGUCGAAUGGACUUCCGGAACGGAUUUCAUUCUACUUCCAAGAUACGACUGUACUUCAAGUCUAUUUUCCAUAAAUGAAUCAAUAUCAGUCAUCUUUUCACAAUCUUUACAACUACAGCAGCCGUUGGAACAGUAGCUCUUCAAAAGCUCUUUUAUUUGCUUUGCUUUCCCCAUUAAGGCAUUAGCACUACGCAAGCAUCUGCCAAUGAAUUACUAUCAAGUAUUCCACCAUGUCAGGGAACUUCUGCCAAAGGACUGCAUUCUGGUUAGUGAGGGAGCAAACACUAUGGACAUUGGGCGCACUAUGCUUCCAAACUAUCAUCCCCGCCACAGGUAAAAAAAAAAAAGUUUCCUUCUGUGUUUUAAUUUUUAAUUACAGUUCUAAGCUUGGGCAUUAUUUUAUGGUUCCAUCUUCAGCAUAGAUAUUCAUCAUUGUGGUUUGUGGAUCAAAUGAAAUCUGGUCUUGGGCCAGUUUUUCUGCAUCGUAUAAUGAAUUCUAUUGACCUAGAGCAAAAAAAAUCAUGCUCCAGGGUAUAAUACUUCUAAAAAUCAAUAGAAUGGGUACUUUCUCAUCUUAGCAACUGAAUAAUCUUCUUCAUUAGCUUUAGAUGUCUGUAUCUACAUACCAAAGUUCUGAAAAAGCAUCAGAAUGCUUCAGGUUAGAGUCUGGCAUCUGCAUGCUAUAUCUUAGAACUUGAACAGAUGCUUUCUCAGUGUAAAACUUCAAUUUUGAAAUUAGAAUUUUGGGUCAGCAAAGAACCCUGGAGAAACAGUGGGAUAGCCCGGAAGAAAUAUUUGUGGAGAAAUGUUUGUAGCAAAGAUAUUUCUUUGCCAUAACCUUCAUGUAUUGUGUGUGGCUAUUUAAACACAACAGAUCUCUCUCUCUCUCUCUCCAUAUAUAUAUUAAUAGGCAUUACAAGGCACUUUUCUUAUUUCAACUUUAAUUUGAAAGCUACAGUGCUAAUGCCAUUGCUUUUCUGUUGUGUUCAAGCUCCCAGCUGAUUUUUCCAGGGCAUUACACACAGAAUAGAUUUCAUGAACCUUUUUGUUAAUGACCCGAGAAGCCUAUGAAAUUGCCCUAUUGACAUGCUUUUAUUUUCCUUGCGGUACAAAUCUCAGAGGGAAAGCAAUGGUUGCACCCAAGCCUUGAGCAGCUUAAUCCAAAUAAUUAGCAUGUGCUUUGUAAUGCCAGGAAUUUAACUCUGAAAACAGCUAAAAUGACAAUGUUGUAACUUAAUGACUGUAAAGAGGCCUUUUCUAACUACCAAUUCAGUGUAACAUUCAUUUAGCAAACAUUUACAAAUCCACACUUUAUUCACUUCUGUUUGGGAAUACAUGCUGUAUCUCUUAUUUCGAAAGAUAUCCUGUGCUACUUUAAUAAGGCACAAAGGAUUUGAGUUCAGAACAGCUGGCAGAAAACAUGUGUUGGAAGAAAAGAUGACAGACUUUCUUUCUUUCUAGGCUUGAUGCUGGUACCUUUGGCACCAUGGGAGUUGGGCUAGGUUUUGCAGUAGCAGCUGCUGUGGUUACUAAAGACCAUAAUCCUGAGCAACGUGUCGUCUGUAUAGAAGGAGACAGUGCCUUCGGAUUCUCUGGCAUGGAGGUAGAGACCAUCUGCAGGUAAAACCUUUGAUCCAACUUUUUAAAAAUGCAGUGGAGUAGCCAAGUUUCCCCUGAAUAUGACACCAUUCUGAAUGCGUUUCUCUUUGGGAUUCACCGCAGAUACCAUUUGCCGAUCGUCAUUAUCGUAGUCAAUAACAAUGGUAUAUACAGUGGCUUGGAUCAAGAUACGUGGAAGGAAAUCUUGAAGCUGGGAGAACCUUCUGCAUGGUGGGUACAUCUGUGCUGCACUUGCUCAGCCGAUUUAGUAACGUUUUCCUGUUACAAAUUGGAAAUUGUGCGUAUGCCAGGGUUCUAGUGUAAAACAAUAAUCAUAGUCGUACAUCUGUAGACAUUGCCAUUUCCAUAUAAUAGAAUCUCCUGGGUGUUACCACCCCUAAUCAAACUCCAGUGAGAUAAUUGAGGUGUUGGGCUCCCAUGAUAUACACAGUGGAUGCUUGGGUUGCGAACGUGAUCCGUGCGGAUGCAUGUUCGCAACUUGCAGUGUCCGCAACUCGCAGUGGCGCAUCUACACCAUAGCUGUCAACCUUCCAUUUUUUUUGUGGGAAAUUCCCUCAUUUCAGCGCCGUUUCCCACUGUUCCCGGAUUGUUAUAUAUCCUGUAGACUGUCCCCGGGACAGGUGAGGCUGCUGAUCCCUUAUUUUCAAAUCUGAAAGUUGACCGCUAUGGUCUGCACACACAUGGGUUGCGAUUUGGCACUUCUGCGCAUGCGUGACCGCCAAAACCCAGAAGUAACCCGUUCCAGUACUUCCGGGUUUCGGCGGUCCAUAACCUGAAAAAAUGUAACAUGAAAAAAUGUAACCUGAAGCAUCUGUAACCCGAGGUAUGCCUAUAGUUGUGUAGAUCACACGGUGGUGCCACAGACUGUGGGAAAGACAGCAGUACAGUGCACACUCACUCAUUCUAGUAAAAGGUGACUGUGGUUUCUCUGGGUUAUUCUCUGCUACUGGGAAAUCGAAAGGAGAAGAGCAUGGGCAGCCAGGGAGGUGGACUCUGGCAGCACAGGUGUGUUGAGCUCUUAGUGAAGAGCACCCUGAGGUCAUAGGGAAGUAUUUCCAUAAGCUUUGCGCCAACAUUCCAGAGGUGAAAAGUUACACUCUGUUUCCAAGCAUGCUCAUACAGCAAAAUGCUCAAAGGGCAGAAAAGGAAGUGAGCACAGUCGUGCCCACACAGAUAGAAAAUUUGAGAGCCAAGAGUGUGAGACAGAUGCCCACCAUAAAAAUACCACAAUUAAAUCUUUAAUUAUGCUGGCUUUUGUCCAGUGAGGCACUAUUUCAUGGUGUCUGGGAAAGCUACAGAGAUGUGCUUAAGUGCUUUGUAGAAAUCAUCCAGAAUGCUUUGCAAGUGAAUGGAAGAGAUACAAGGUCUCCAUUACAGUGGUACCUCUGGUUACAGACGCUUCAGGUUACAGACUCUGCUAUCCCUGAAAUAGUACCUCGGGUUAAGAACUUUGCUUCAGGAUGAGAAAUCGUGCGGUGGCGGCGCAGUGGCAGCAGGAGGCCCCAUUAGCUAAAGUGGUACUCCAGGUUAAGAACAGUUUCAGGUUAAGAACGGACCUCUGGAACGAAUUAAGAUCUUAACCCGAUGUACCACUGUACUGUAGGUUUCCUAUUCCUGGCUAAAACCUCCACUGAAAUAAUCCUUGAAUGCUUGCACAGUAAUUAAACAGGCCCUGAUCUAUCUCCCUGAGGCACAGAAAACAAUUAGUUUCUCUUGCUGGGUGCAUUUAUCAUAUCAACAGAGUGACCUUUUAUGAUGCCAAGGAGCUUUCCUUGAGCAAAGCUAGACCUCUUUUUGCUUCAUUUCAGCAUUCCUCCCGUGUCUCUAUUGCCAAAUGCUCGCUAUGAGCAGAUUAUGUCUGCCUUUGGUGGCAAAGGGUACUUUGUGCAGACACCAGAGGAACUGCAAGCUGCCCUGAAAACAAGCCUGGCGGGAAAGGAUGUGCCUUCCCUCAUCAAUGUCAUGAUCGAUCCACAGUCAGACAGGAAGCAGCAGGUGAGUGUCCAUUUUGUUCUCCCAUUCUGUGUAAGCAAAUCAUCACUUCCUGUGUUAAAUGGAGUAACUCUUUCGAUAGUGAAAUAUCUGUGUUAAAGAUUCAAUAGCAUCUUGGUAAGCUAAGCCUGCUGCUUGAGAUUUCAAAGUAGAAAAGUUGGCAGAAAGCACUACAAAGCAAUAUUUACUCUCAACAAUCUCCGUUAUUAAACCAGCAAAUAACCUGGGAGAGCAAAGGGGGACUUGAUAGCAAAUACCUUCCUCAGUCUUUGUAAUGGGAGAAUAACUUAACAGGUCAAACCUCGGCUUCAGUUUUGUAUGAAUUUCUAUUUUGCACAAUCCAUAUGCCUGCCAGACUUGAUUUAUUUUUUUUAAGGAAAAAUUAUAAACAGUUAUGACUAAGAACGGGCACUCUGAGGUCUCUUAUGGCUGGCUGAUCUCCCUAACCCGGAUUUCCCCAGUUCUGGUCACCAUUCAUUAUGCUUCUUUAAAAUGCUUCUAGGCUAGAGUAUCUAGUGGUCACAGAACAGCAAAGAGAGGUACAAAUGCACUGAACAACAACAUUCCAAACCUUGUAGACUGUAUACUAAAACACUCAUGUGCACAUCUGUCUGUGUCUGAGAAAGAGCCGUAGUUCUGUCUUUGUAUAUUAACCUUUGUAAUAUAACGUGUACAGACACUUGUCCACUAGGGUUACUUUUCAUUUCAUUCCCCUACACUUCCCAGGAAGUGUUGUGAGAUAGUCUGGCUACAGUUGGGUAUCCAUGGGUCAGGGCUACAUCGAAAAGGAGCUGCAUCCAUUCCUACAAAGGGAAAUAAACACAGGGAAUGUUCAAUUCACGGCUUUUUAUUGGAGAUUAGGUGUUACAGCACACCCUCAUUGCCCCAGCCAACACUGUGAUGCCUCUCAAAGACAAUUUAGCACCCAGGAAGUGCAAACCAGCACUCUGUACUUUUCCAAGCCCUUCCCACCACUUUGAGAUUAAGUCAAAGAAACGCGCCGAAGGAAGUCUACUUUGUAGUCUGGUUGUGGAUUUAGAGCAUGGGUAGGCAAACUAAGGCCCGGGGCCCAGAUCCGGCCCAAUCGCCUUCUAAAUCCAGCCCACAGAUGGUUUGGGAAUCAGCGUGUUUUUACAUGAGUAGAAUGUGUCCUUUUAUUGAAAAUACAUCUCUGAGUUAUUUGUGGGGCCUGCUUGGUGUUUUUACAUGAGUAGAGUGUGUGCUUUUAUUUAAAAUGCAUCUCUGGGUUAUUUGUGGGGCAUAGGAAUUCGUUCAUUUCCCCCCCAAAAAAUAUAGUCCGGCCCCCCACAAGGUCUGAGGGACAGUGCUGAAAAAGUUUGCUGACCCCUGAUUUAGAGUGACCUACAGCUAAAUGCCUCCCUGCGUUGACAGCCGGCCACUCAAGCUCCAUUCAAGAAUUUUCUUCCUGCUUGCUUUUUGCUUGACUGGGAUGCCGGCCAACCAGCCCCUCUGAUGCCAAGCCCCUCCCUUCCUCCAGAGUCUCUCUCAGAAGCUGCUCUGAUGUCUCAAUGUCGGCAGCUGUUUCUGGCUCCAGCUGUUUCCUAUCUGCCUUGUCAGGCUAUCCAGCAGGGAGGGGAAGCUACUAGCCACUUCUGCCAGCAGACUCUCCCUCCCAGGCACCCCUUUUAAUAAUAAUAAUUCAUUACUUAUACCUCACCCAUCUUUACUGGGUUGCCAACAGAAUAUGUAUUAAAAAAACAUACGAUACAUCAGGCAUUAAAAGCUUCCUGAUAGAGGACUGCCGUCAGGUGUCUUCUAAAAGUUGUGUGGUUAUUUAUCUCUUUGGCAUCUGAUGGGAGGGCGGGUGCCACUACUGAGAAGGCCGUCUGCCUGGUUCUCUGUAACUUCCAUUUCUCUUAAUGAGACAAAUGCCAGAAGGCUCUCAGAGGUGGACCUCAUUGUCUGGGCUAAACAAUAGGGAUGGAGACACUCCUUCAGGUAAAGGUAAAGGGACCCCUGACCAUUAGGUCCAGUCGUGGCCGACUCUGGGGUUGCGGCGCUCGCUUUAUUGGCUGAGGGAGCCGGCGUACAGCUUCCAGGUCAUGUGGCCAGCAUGACUAAGCCGCUUCUGGCGAACCAGAGCAGCGCACGGAAACACCGUUUACCUUCCCGCUGGAGCGGUACCUAUUUAUCUACUUGCACUUUGACGUGCUUUUGAACUGCAAGGUUGGCAGGAGCAGGGACCGAGCAACAGGAGCUCAACCCGUUACAGGGAUUCGAACCACCGACCUUCUGAUUGGCAAGUCCUAGGCUCUGUGGUUUAACCCACAGCGCCACCCGCGUCCCAGGUGUAUAUCCUUCAGGUAUACAGGGUCAAAGCCAUUUAGUACCAACGCUUCGAAAUGUGCUGGGAGCCAAUGUAAGCCGUACUGAUUGCCAGCAAGCCGUAUUGACUGGGGGACCUGAAUCUGCCUCUAAGCAGGUGAGAAACCCUGGAUGCAGCAAGGCAGCCCCUGGGGUCUUUCACAGCCACCCUCCCCCUUUCCUUGCAUGAUGCUCUCUGUUACUCCUCUUAAGCAUGACUACCUACUUUUUGUCCUUUUUAUUGUGCUAACGUGAUAGUGUGGCUUUAUUUUAUAUAUUUUUAAAAUAAAUUAAAUUUUAUUAAUCAAGAUUUUUCAAGAUAGCCUACAAAAGAGAACCAUAAAGCAAAUAUAAAACAUCAGAAACAAAAGCCAUUUUACUUUUGCUACGAUUAUAGUGUUGCUUUAUUACCAGUGUUUGGUUUUUCGUUUCUACUGCUGGAAAAAUAAGAUUGUUCUCUCUGUAAAAUAUUCUAAUCUGCUAGCAUAGCCUCUCAUUCCUGAAUGUUGAAUAUUGUUGUGUGGUUUUUUUGUUUUUCUGUUUUGUAUUCUUAGGAUUUUCAUUGGCUGACCCGCUCGAACAUGUAGCAGAAGCUGCAAGGACUGGAACACAUCAGCAGAAGACCACUGAACUAAAGCAAAUGAAUGUUCAGAUUUACGCUAAUUCUUCAUGUGAUUUGGAUGAGGGUCACAUUUAAAGUAUUGGUAAUAUAGAUCAGGGGGAGGGAGCUUUUUUUUGGCUCCAUGGGCCAGAUUUGACAGGUGAGUGGGUGUCAUAUGGUGUUGUUAUGAUAUCACAUGAUUGACAGGUGGGCGGCCCUGCCCACGUUUCAAAAUCCCCCACUAAAUGAGCGGGGAGGUUCUUCAGAGAGCGGCAUGCGAAGCAGCUCACGUCCUCCCUGGCAAUUGGCUGUACUGGCUGGGACUGAUCAGGCUUGGAGUUCCAGAGCAUCGGAAGAGCCAUUGCUUCCCCAGCCCUGUUUCAAAAGGCUGAUAGCAACCGUAGUGCUGCACUGUUAUGUGCUUUUCCAGACAGUGCAAUUCCAGCGCUAUUGCGGCUGCAUGUAGGGCCUCGUGUCUACAUUCAUGACAUCCACGUUGCAACAAAUUCCGCCUUGGAAGCUGGCCUUUUUUUGUUGAAGUUCAGGUGUAAAAACACCUACAACUGAGCUGUCAACAAACAGUAAUUUAGUUUAAAACAAAUUCAGAGUCUGUGCACGGGUUAAAUAAAAGCCACUGAGCCUGGUUCUGAAUUUCAGUGUGCAUUUACAUUAUGGCAGUAAAUGGACAUAGUGUGAUGAGUUCUGAAUAUAUAAAGCUGCUGAACCCUUUUUAAUAUCUUCCUAUACCUGAUAUCCACCCACUUUCGAAAAAUCAGCAUUCUGUAUAAUUCAUUCUGAAAACAAAUGUUUGUUUAAUCAGUGCCUCCAUAAAAUCACCAGAGGGCACCCUUCAUUCACGAUUCUUUGUUCCAUAACUAUGUACUAUGCAAAACUUGAUUUCCCCCCCCCCCCAUGGAUUUUUUCAGUGUUUUAUUGGGUAGGGAAACCGCUGAAUUAUAAUUGAGCCAUUUCAUAAGUGGUUUUGAAAAUAUGUCAGUAGCUGAUAAAAUAUUGAACAAAGUAUCAGCAUACCAAAUACAGAAAUUUAAAUAAUGGAGCUUGUGCGAUGUCUGUCAUUUUAAAAGCAUUUUAAUUGAUUUAAAUCAUCAAUAUGUCCAGUUUUUCGUUAGACUAAACUCUCUCACUACGCCUAUU